UCUGUCCAUGAGAGCCAUUGAAACAUCUUCGUUGUCGCACUGUUCUCUGCCAGCUCGUCUAAUGGCCCACCAUCGCUAGCCUCGAUGAUCUUAUGAGCUACGUGCGCCCAUCACAUGCAUGGAGUGUCCUCCAGCUACAUCGGAUCUCGAAGGGCCAGAUUCCCGAGAGUCCAAUCCCAAUGGCUUGGUGACGCCUCGUCCGACACAUACGCCGCCACCAUACUGGCAACACAACAGAGGCGCUUCGUACUCAAGCAACAUAUCCUUAAAUCAUCGACCCGCUAUCCUCCUCGAGGACAACACUCUGACACAUUCUCCCACCAGAUCUGCUUUGUGGGCGAAGUCAAUCGCCAUCGACGACUAUGUCAUUGUGAACGGAAGCACCCCAGGCAUUGGAUCAUACGUAGUAUGGAACUGCAAAGUUCAGACAUUGGAUGGUGGCCCAAUGAUCAUACGGAAACGCUACUCUGAAUUCGACGAAUUGAGGAGCAAAUUGAUCAAGGCCUUUCCCGAGGCUACAAAGUCGUCGCUCCCACCUCUUCCCCCGAAAAGUGCGGUUUACAAGUUUCGACCAAAAUUCCUCGAAAAAAGGCGUGAGGGACUGGCCUAUUUUUUGAACUGCGUCAUGCUCAAUCCUGAGUAUGCUGGAUCUACGAUUGUCAAGGACUUUAUCUUUCCGCCAGAAUCUUGAGCACAACUCUGUGGAGUUGAUCAGAAUCGGACCAGUGCUAGAGCUAAUGUACAUGAACGACCACAGAAGUCAACGGCAAACUAGCGAAAGUGACCUCUGGUCGACAAGUUCCCGAUCCAGGAACCACAACCUUUACGACUUCUGGGCGUCGUGUCCCCAGUUCUUCAAUGACUUGUAGCUGUUGCUACUGGUAUCUUCCUUGGCCUUCUCCUCCUGAGCCAGAU
Messenger RNA from Exophiala viscosa, 915 nucleotides. RefSeq names its product Phox domain-containing protein. The transcript has a single exon. Gene Ontology annotation, molecular function: phosphatidylinositol-3-phosphate binding. Gene Ontology annotation, cellular component: endosome. NCBI's taxonomy places the organism in Eukaryota, Fungi, Ascomycota, Eurotiomycetes, Chaetothyriales, Herpotrichiellaceae. The record is from RefSeq and is a predicted model, not a curated record. The coding region runs from base 119 to 691 and encodes 190 amino acids.